CCAGUCGCAUUCUACUGGAUUGCAUUCCCAACAGUUGUAAGUGCAACUGCCGAGUGUUAACAUGGGCGCUAUAUCCACGCGUUUAAUUUACAUAGCAAUUUUCUUAGUAAUCGCCUGCGUUUUUGUCAGCACUCAUCGCAUGCGCGAUAAGGAAAAGGAUAAAGAUCGAGUACGGGAGAAACACCAUGUGUUAAUACAGCGCAUACGUACCACAAGUCAAUUUUUGAGAAACAAUUGUAGUUGCCUAAGCGAGUGGAAUUGUGGCUGCUGUGCCAAUAUAAUUAAUACUAUUUUCAAUUUUAAUCAAAGUAUAUGUGCUCGUUGGACAACAAAUCAGGACUUAUUUGACAUACGCACAGAUAUAAUUUUGAAUGGUGAUACGGUUUUGACAAAUCAUUUUUCUGGUAAUGAAAUACCGCCUUUCUGUAUACCACUACCGGUGCCGCUUCCACUACCGCUUUCCGGCUGCUUGAAAUUGCAUGGCAUAAGGCAGCAUAGCGACACCAGCACACUCCAUGCAUGCAGCAAUGCCACGUUAAAUUUUCUUAGCUUUGAGUUGUUAAACUUCCAAUUAGCCUGUAUGGAUUUCAGUGUUAGAGGCAUUGAAGUCGUCGAUGACUCCAAUGAUAAUGGUGUAACAACAACAGCUAAUCCUGAAAUAUCAUUAGGAGUUGUAGAUGAAAUAAACUCCACGAAUAAUUGAAAUAAAUAAAUCUACUCUGCACAUAAGCACAUAUCAGAUACCUUCAAGUGCACAUUAUCUUAUCAUACUACUCUA
Molecule: messenger RNA, 778 nt
Organism: Teleopsis dalmanni
Lineage: Eukaryota; Metazoa; Arthropoda; Insecta; Diptera; Diopsidae
Exons: 2
Coding region: 62-703 (213 amino acids)
Source: RefSeq, a predicted model, not a curated record